This is a messenger RNA of Aspergillus mulundensis, 2601 nucleotides long. RefSeq names its product putative GARP complex subunit Vps53. Lineage: Eukaryota; Fungi; Ascomycota; Eurotiomycetes; Eurotiales; Aspergillaceae. The record is from RefSeq and is a predicted model, not a curated record. Gene Ontology annotation, cellular component: GARP complex. The transcript has 3 exons. Gene Ontology annotation, biological process: retrograde transport, endosome to Golgi. Bases 1 to 2601 code for a protein of 866 amino acids.
AUGCCCGCUACGACUUUCUCACCCAGCACCGGCCAGAUGGCUUCCAACGGGGCCGCGCCCCUCGAUCCCCUAGACGCAGCGGACUACGACCCGAUCGAUCACUUGAACGACAUCUUUUCGCACCCCUCUACCCUCUCCUCCGUCUCCGAUGUGUCCCACCGGCUGCGUGACUACGAAACCGAGCUAGACACCGAAAUCGGCGCGCUGGUAGAAGACCAGGUCACAUCCAACGCGGAAAGCGUCGAGCGCAUUCAAGCCGCCAAAGCAGAUCUGUCCGAGCUGUUCAAGAAGAUCGACGAUGUGCGCGACCGCGCGUCCAGGACGGAGCUCUCCAUCACGGAGAUGACGGCGGAUAUAAAGCAGUUGGACAAUGCGAAGAAGAACCUGACGCAGUCUAUGACCGCACUUAAACGGCUUCAGAUGUUGACGACGGCGUACGACCAGCUACGUGUCCUCAGCCGGACGCGGCAGUACCGCGACUGCUCGCAGCUACUUCAGGCCGUGAUCCAGCUCGUCGCGCACUUCAAAUCAUACCGGUCGAUCGACCAGGUCGCUCUCCUGAGUCGGAAUGUGGCGGAUAUACAACGGGAUUUGCUGGAGCAGAUAUGCGAGGACUUUGAGCUGGCGUUCGCCAAGGGCGAGGUCGGCGCGAGGAACACGGCGCUCGCGGAGGCAUGCUCUGUCAUGGAUGCGCUGGGGGAGCAUGCGAGGUCUAGGCUGAUGACGUGGUACUGCAAUUUCCAGCUGCGCGAGUACCGGCAGGUCUUCCGGAAUAACGAGGAAGCGGGCUCUUUGGAUAAUAUCUCGCGAAGGUACUCAUGGUUUCGCCGGAUCCUGCGAAUCUACGAUGAGGAGUACGCUCCCAUCUUCCCUGCGUCGUGGAGAGUCGAUGAGAUACUGGCGAAUGCGUUUUGCGAGGGAACUAGAGAUGACUUUAAGGGGAUUCUGUCUCGGUCCGUGCGAAAUGGCCAGACAAUUGAUGUCAACCUGUUGCUCUCAUGUCUACAGGAGACGCUGGACUUUGAGCAUUCCCUUGAGAGACGGUUCACGAUUGAUUCUCGGCCAUCCACUGAUACAUUUGCAUCGGCGGAGACCCCAGUCUUCGGACAGGCUAUCUCCGAGGCCUUCGAACCGUACCUCAGCGUAUGGGUAAAUGCCCAGGACAAGCAACUGGCCGGCUUGAUACCCAAGUAUCGUCAGCAGCCUGUCAAACCGCCUGGGGAGGAAUUUGACUCGAACAUUGUCAUUUCUUCUUCUAUGGAACUCUUUACCUUCUACAGGCAUGCUCUUCAGCAGUGUGCAAAGCUCUCCACGGGCGCAAGUCUCGCAGACCUGUCAAAAGUGUUCGCAAAAUAUCUCGACCAGUACGCUCAGCAGGUGUUGCUGUACUACAUCAGCGAUCAACCUACCGUUCACAGUCCCCUAGGAACGCCGACAUCCGAGGACUACAUUGCCGUGCUGAACACAGCGGACUACUGUUAUACAACAUGUAAUCAGUUGGAAGAGAAGAUCAAGGGCCGCCUUGACAAGAACCUGAAGCAGAGUGUAGACUUGCAAAGUCAAGCAGACUCUUUCAUGGGUAUAGCGUCUGCUGCCGUGCGAGGUCUUGUGCGCAAGGUCGAGACCGAGCUGGAGCCUUGCUGGCGAGAAAUGCGCAACACACCCUGGAACCGGCUGGAGGGAGUGAGCGACCAAAGCUCCUAUGUCGGGGAGGUCCUGUCGAAAACCAACUCAAAAGCGUCGGAAAUACUGCAAUUGAUUCACAAACAGCAGUACGCCAGAGCCUUCGCAGACCACAUAGUUGAGCUGGUAUCGAAUAUUUUCCUCCAGAACAUCUUCCAGUGCAAGCCUGUUUCGGAGACGGGCGCAGAGCAGAUGCUUCUAGACACAUACACCCUCAAAACAGGCCUAUCCUCACUCCUCCCCGCUCCUCCCCCGGCCGGCUUCGUCAAGCGCGUAAACAACAGCUUCGCAAAGAUCGAAACACUGCUCAAAACCCUCCAAGUCCAACCCUCACCCCCCGAAGCCCUCGUCCAAGCAUACCUAAUCCACAUCGCGGACCGAAACAACAACAACUUCCGCAAAAUCCUCGACCUCAAGGGCAUCCGCAGCCGCCAGGAGCAGAACCACCUCGUCGAACUCUUCCAGAUCCACCGCACCUCCGACCGAUACGCGUCAAACAUCCAGGAAACAAACCCCGUCCUGGCCGCGCUUCAAACAACCUCCGCUUCCUCCUCGGCCUCCGUCUCCCAGGGCCUCGGCCUCGGCACCCUCGGCACCCUCGGCACCACUGCCGCGGCGUCGACGAGCCGCUUUGAUGCUUCGCUGCUAGGCUCCGCACUUAUCUCCGCUGCGAAGGACGGUGUUGAUAGGCUGGGUACACCGAUGGGCUCGUCUACACCUGUUAACCCACCUGCGGCUGGAGCGGGUACCUCGUUGUCCGCUUCGGGCACGCCCGUAACACCUGGCCCCUCUGGACCAAAUCAGCAGGCCGGUGACAUGGGUUCUAAUCUGAAUGAGAACCUCAAAAACCUCGGCAAGUUCUUUCGUAGGGAUUUGGGGUUUGGGGGUAGGUUUGGCAGGGGUGGCGAUGAUGGGUGA